AUGCAGACUGCUUGGAGGGAUCGACACUCUUUUGAGGGUGAUCGUGGCGCCUCUGGGUCACAUGCGAGGCCCCGUGUUUCAGAUGUCGGGUUAGGACAGAGGCCUAUGCGGCAAAAGACUGAGCCCAAGGGGAGCUAUACCGAAUUUAAAUCUUGCGCUCACCACUUUAAUUCUCACUUGCUCCAAUUAAUUCUACUGCAACCUAAAAUAGAAACCAAGCAAAAACCCUUCACUGCCGUUCGUUCACCCUCUUCACUUCCUUCACCCUCUUCACUCCGUACGUUCACCCUCCUCACUGCCGCCUGCUCACUUCCAUCUCUCCUCUCUUCUCACACCACGUUCGGCCUGCAGUUCUUCCCUCCAAUUCUUCUGGCGUCCUCCUCUUUUGCGCGCACCUGCAGCUCAUCCUCUGCCGUUGCUUCCUCCGCCGCUGCUCCUUCCGCCGCUUCUCCUUCCGCCGCUGCUCCUUCCGCCACUAUGCUGGCUUGCUUCCUUGCUCGUUAUGCUAGACGUCUGCUGGAAUUGGAGGUCAGGACGCCAUUCUCCGCUCUUCUCUCUUAUCCAGAAAGCGGGUUAAGCUCAAGAGGCGGGGCUCUGAUACUAAGUUCUUGUCCACUGUACUCGCCGUUGGGACUGAGUGCGAUAUUGGGAGAUCCUGGCGUACAUGGGUGGUCUGAACUAUUAGGCUUGCAGGCGGAUGCUUCAAUAAACCCUGGAAACUCUGGUGGUCCAGCCUUCAAUGAGGAAUGCAAUUGUGUAGGCAUUGCAUUUCAGUCAAUGAAAAAGGAAGAUGCUGAAAAUAUUGGUUAUUUUUUCCAACACAUGUCAUCAUACACUUUAUUCAAGUUUAUGAGGGGAAUGGAGCAUACUCUGGGUUCCCAAUUAUUGGGUUUGAGUGGCAAAAGAUGGAGAAUCCUGACUUGCCAAUGGGAAUGAAAUCUGAUCAAAAGGGUGUACUUGUUACACAAGUUGAAGCUGCUGCUCCUGAAUCCAAGGUUUUAUCCUGAGCUUUGAUGGGGUUGAUAUUGGAAAUUAUGGUACAGGUAGUUAUAUUUUAAAACU
Molecule: messenger RNA, 1062 nt
Organism: Spinacia oleracea (spinach)
Lineage: Eukaryota; Viridiplantae; Streptophyta; Magnoliopsida; Caryophyllales; Amaranthaceae
Exons: 6
Coding region: 1-936 (311 amino acids)
Biological process (GO): proteolysis
Molecular function (GO): serine-type endopeptidase activity
Source: RefSeq, a predicted model, not a curated record